AUGCUUAACAGAUCUAAAUUUUUUAAUCCAUCUACUGCUCCUUACUUUGAUCCAAAGUCAGAUCGUCGUGUAGUUUUACUUACCGGUGGUAAUUCUGGUAUUGGUUGGUUUACUGCUUUACAUUUAUACUUACAUGGUUAUGUUGUUUAUGUUGGUGGUAGAACUGAAUCUAAAGUUUUAAAAGCCAUUGAUGAAAUUAAAACUGAAGCUGAUAAACGUGUUUCUGAAUAUCCAGUUGAAGUUAAAUCAUCUAGAAAGCUUGGACAAUUGAAAUAUCUUUAUAUGGAUCUUCUUGAUUUACAAACUGUUAGUGAUGCAGCUGAUAAAUUAAAAUCUCAAGAAUCUAAAUUACAUAUUUUAAUUAAUAAUGCUGGUAUUAUGGGUAUUCCUUAUCAACUUACUAAGGAUGGUUAUGAAAUUCAAUAUCAAGUUAAUUUUGUUAGUCAUUUCUUAUUAACUUUGAAAUUAUUGCCUUUAUUAAAGAAUGUUGCAAAUGAAGGUAAAAUUGAACCAAGAGUUGUUAAUCUUGCUUCAAUUGGUCACAAUUUUAGUUACAAAUAUUUCCAUCCAUCAGAUUUACUUAACAGAAGUCCAUUUUUCGUUUAUACUUGGUUUAGAUAUGGUAAUGCUAAAGUUUCCGGUAUCUUAGGUGCUAAACAAUUAGCUAAAGAAGAACCAGAAAUUUUAUCUCUUUCUGUUCAUCCAGGUAUUAUUCUUGGAACUGAUUUAUAUGAUUAUUGGUUAAAAAUGCCAGUUCUUGGUAUUUUCACUAGAGGUCUUUCUAAGAUUGCUGAUGCUGCUAUGGGUGUUUCUGUUGAAGAAGGUUGUUUAGCUACUUUAAAAGCUGCUAUGGAUCCAACUUUAAAUAUUAAGAAAGAUUCUGGUAAGUAUCUUGUUACUGGUGGUCCAGAAGGUACACCAAAUAGUGUUGGUAGAAAUCCAAAGAAUGCUAAGACUACUUGGGAUUGGAAUGUUGAAGCAUUACAUGAAAGAGGUUUCGAAUGGUAA
Scheffersomyces amazonensis is the source of this 1008-nucleotide messenger RNA. RefSeq lists its product as uncharacterized. Bases 1 to 1008 code for a protein of 335 amino acids. The transcript has a single exon. The record is from RefSeq and is a predicted model, not a curated record. NCBI's taxonomy places the organism in Eukaryota, Fungi, Ascomycota, Pichiomycetes, Serinales, Debaryomycetaceae.